Molecule: messenger RNA, 5437 nt
Organism: Lineus longissimus
Lineage: Eukaryota; Metazoa; Nemertea; Pilidiophora; Heteronemertea; Lineidae
Exons: 3
Coding region: 1984-3075 (363 amino acids)
Source: RefSeq, a predicted model, not a curated record
GCUCCUGUAUGGUCUGGUUUAAGUUUCUCAAAAACAAAGUAAAAAUCGCAUCAGUGAGUUCCGCCAAUCAACACCAGGUGUUACUACCGGAAACUUGCUGCGGAGCACCAAAACAAGGCUGGGUUUGGUUUAUGAUUUGUCUACCAGAUACCGCCAUGUCAAACUUUUAUCGCCAGUCGCUGAUGCAGUGUCAGAUAGCAUUAUUGUCAAUCCCUUGCUGUUCAUGGUAUGGCCACAAAGUGACUUCAAAGUAACUCUCUUACCUUUAUCACCUGCAAAGGGAACUUUAAAAAAAAAAAUUUGCAUGCUGCGGUUAGUUGGACAGAUCAUCAUGGAGGAUUUAAAACUUUUUUAGGAUUUAGAUAUCGGAUACAAUGCAAUAACAAGGUAUCCAAGGGAAUCCCGAGGGGAAGCAGGACGUCAUAGCCCGGCCUCCUAUCUCUCAGGAGGAAUUGCUUACACUUUCAAAGAACACACCAAAGUGAAGUUCAAGGCGAAUAUUGGUGAUCAUAUUAACGGUUAUAAUUAGCCGUGGCUAAUGGAAUCAAUGCACUUUGAUGACAUUAUCGAACCAAGUAUCAAUCCACCAUGAUUUAGUUGGAUUUGUUUAAAUUUGUGAAGUCAUUCUCGGGAAACUUCGGGAGUAGUCGAUUAUCAAUUUUGAAAUUGCUGUGCGAAAGAACUUCGUCGUAGUAUGAUAUAUCAGCUUUGAUUGAUUCCAUUCAUGGUGUAUUCGACUGUAAGUGACUUUUCGGAUAAUGUUUAAAUCCUCGUACGUAAUCGGAUACUGUGGAUUUCAGGCGCGCUACUUAACAAUGUGUACCCAAUCGAUUGGUUGUCCCUCCAAUUGUUAGGUGUCAAAGUCAGAAUUGAAAAGUGUUGCUUCGAGCAAGACGAUACUCAUUCUUUCUCUCCAGUGGAUUUUCAUUUAGUGACCUAAGAGUCUAACACACAACCAAUAAAGAGUUGGCUAUUAAGCACCAGGUCGCGUUCAUAAACCGUUAAGCAAGCUCUUUGUCACUGAAAUCGACUGGCAAACGCAAAGGAAAGACACAAUACCUGCGACUUAAAGCAAUUUCACCAACACCUGUUCGAGAACGAUAUUGUCAGGCAUUUUUAAACUGUGGUCACAAAGACGGAUUGCUCAGACACUGACGUUAAUUAUUAUAGUAGCUGAAACUAAGUCUUAAAGCAUCUUCUUUAUGGACAAAGCUAUUCACCAAUUCUAGUUCCAAUGAAGAAAAAAACAUAAAUAAUCGUAUGACAAGAUUCUUCGUGAAGGAAUUAUACUACCAAUGAUUGUUUUGACUCCUUCUUUUUGCUUUGAGAAAGAUCUCACUGGAUAUCGUUUAACAGCUGAUGGGUGCUCCUUGCAAAUGGUGGUAUGUCUUCCUCGAAGUUUGAUUCAGUCUAUAACGUGUCUUAAAUGGCUUAUUACAACAAUAAACUGAUUCAAAUGUAAAUGAAACUACUCACAGAGGAAUUCACGAUGGCGGCGUCGAGUGGUGGAAAGGGCCAUGACCUUGAAUGGUAUUUCGAAUUUCUAGGUCAAGGUCGAUAUAUAUCGUGAUCCAGUGAUUAUCAAGUUGUACAGUUAUCAUUUCACGUACUUAGUCAUUCCACAUUUUCUCUCUGCUGGUAGUGCAUGCUGUUCAGGAGUUGAAAGUUGGUAUAUAUAUAAUCAAUUUUUACAUAUCUAAUACAGUUAACUAAUGUGUUGUUCUGCGGCGACAUUAACAAACUUCAUGUUCAACAGAUACGCGUGAUACAAACUCAGUAUCGCUCAGCUCAGUUAGUUACAUUGCUGGAUAGCAUAAGCAAUCUAUACAUCUUUUGGCCCCUUAUGUUUAGUAGUUUCUAACAAUUGCGGGGUUUAACGGAACCGCCACCAUUGAACUCAUACGAGCCAUCCACGGCAAGCCGCCGGCCAGCAUCUCACGAUUUCAAAGGCAACCCGUCUACAACCACAAAUACCGUCUCCACAUGCAACGGGCCGUGGCAGCCCACAGAGCAACCAGGGCAAAGCAACAGAAAAUGUUUAGAGAUCAUUCGAGGCAUGUACGCUUAGAAUCAAAAGACCCAGACGACAGUGCAGUUGACAACGAACUAAACGAAUUAAGCUUCAAGGAUAGAAUCAGGUUUGCUGCUAAGAAUAGGGUUUGGGAAAGUUUGGCUUAUAAGUUUUAUAAACGGAGACUCCUGUAUGUUUAUUUGGUCUCAACGCUCAUAUUCGCUGGAAUAGUAACGCUCAGGUUGACGGUAUCGAUUAACUUAGGUUUCAACGGGUCUGCGACGGAUGGUAGGAGGAACAGUACCUUCAUGACAAACGGUAGUUACCGCGGCAACAGGUCUGCAGGUUAUCCUUCGCCUUUCGUCACGUUCGCCAUCCUCAUGGCCAGAAACCAUAGUGACACUGUUGGAGAUGGGAAACAAUAUGGCUACGGAGAUGACGUGACGGAAGGGCCAGAUACAGACAGUUUUAACGAAACCGGGGAUGUGAGUCCGGCGGCUGGUACUGGUGAAUACGUUUACGGUGAAGAAGACACGCUACCACCGGAUAUAGAUUCUUCGGACGGAAAUGGAAGUGAUUAUUCACAGUCAGUCACGUCAAACAAUGCAGGGUUAGAAACCAAAGAAGGUAUCAGGACGUUUACUGGUGAAAACACGGAUUUUAGAACUAGUGAUCUUGCGAUCACGACCGAACCAGAAACGGCUUCUAACCCUAUGCAGAAUUCAAAUUUAGGUGUUAAAAGAAAGUUAUCAACUUUGAUACCGAAACUGUUCACUCGGACUAAGUUUGAGAUGGGUAAACGGACUACUGACUUCGGUAAUAACGCAGGGAUAUCUGAUGGAGUAUUUUCCAAACAGUCGACAACUGAUAUCCCGGCCGCUAAAGGGCAGCAUGUGACGACAACAGGACGUCAGUCAUCAGUGGCCAAUGCUGCAUCUGAACACUGGGAAAUAGUUCCGACUGCAAAUGCCUUUGAAAGGCAGGAGAGCAGCUCAAGUACUUUUGAGAAUACGAUUCACCCGACAGACUUUGGGGAUCUCACAGAUGCUGACGCUCCUGGUUAGUUUGAGUGUGUCAGUGAUUCUCAUGCUCUAGAUUUACAAAUAGAGAGUGGCAAUUUUUGCAGGCCAUUUCAUCAUAUUAUGAUACAUGUACAAAAAGCCUUUAAAAGGAAGAGAUUUGUUUUGCAAAUUCCUCUCUCGUUAUACGAUACUGAAUACAUUUCAAUUUCAAAUAUGUCCACACUCAGAUUACUUGGUCCACUAAAAGCCGUGGUCCCUUGUACCUGAGUGUCUAUGCCAGGCCAUGUAAAAUAUCCACAUAGAUGGAGAGGAGUCUAUAUAGACUCCAUACCUCAGGCAAAAAGAUCCAUUAGGGUUACUACGCCGGUAGUACUGAUACACGUACUAAUACCAAUACACCAUUUCUCUGUUUAAAGAAGUUUGACCUAUGUAUCGCAUUAACGUUGCUCUCCAGCAGUUGUGAGGAAGCAAUCUCGAUUAGACUCUUUUCACCUAGAGAAAUACACAGCGCUCUUCAUAACCGUUUCCCUGCAAUUUGCCUCGAAACAUCUGGUUAGCGUUACCAUGACGCUCUGUUAAAAGUCGUCGGAGUCAGUUUUCGCUUGAAGUCAUUAUAAAAAAGAGUUACAUUUCUCUUGGAUGUACAUACUAGGUUGCGUAGUGUAUUCAUUUUGUAUAUAACAAUGAAGAUAAGACGUACGGCAUUGUACGGAUCACAUAACUAACGCCGCCAUUAAAAGCACUCUCUCGUGUCAGCACUACCAAUGUCGCCUCAUUUGCCUCGCCACCACUGCCACCAGAAUCUUACAGAGUUUUACCUAGUGUACAUGAUAAGGCAGAUGAUGGAUAUGUUGCAUAUUUGGAGAUUGACACUGGCAAAUCUUGUUAAAAACAACUGGGCCCUGGGGCAUAACACAACUACACUGUUACCAAUCGAAGCCAUUUCAUCCCUCCGCGGUUUCGCUCAUGCAUAGCUAAUCGUAGUGUUGUUCAGGCAACAAUACAGCGGGGGUAAUAGUGUAUUAUGUAAUCACCCGUCGCUCCUUCUCAUUGUUCCAUUUUCCAGAUUACUGUAGCGAGCGAUAAUUUAUGUAUGAGCCAUGUCGCGUAAGAAUAGACUAAUUCUGUCUUCAAUUGUACACCGUAAUAUACGCAUCUCAUUUUUCUAUGCAAGUUUUAUUUGAUGCCUCCGAGCUUUCCUUGUAGAGGGUGUGGUGUCUCAAGAAAGUGUCCAACGCCAAGGACCAACAAAAUAGAUACGACCCGAUUAAGGUCGAAAAAGAGCUCCAGUUUCACAACCAAAGUAGUGUAUUUCGGUAAAAGAAGGUAUAGCCUAUACUAGGUGAACAAAAGUUUUUUUAAACCCACUAAGGACACUUUCUUGAUCAUCUAGUCAAAUGUACAUACUCUUUCUCUCUAGCCACGUGUAGGCCUAUUAGCUGAGCAUCUUCAAUGUUGAUGUUAUCAUGGAACACUUUUCAGAGUUAAGUUUUGAAGUUAUACCAGAGAUUGAAAUGUUUCAGGACCAAAAAUCAUCUGCUGGUGGAAUCCUCCUUGGUCGUACAUGUGCAUAUUGAGUGAAUGUUGUUAUAGUAUAUCUGUGGCGACCUGCAACAUUUAAUGAAUACACUGCGUAAAUAUACUCACAAUUAUAGCAGAUUUGCUGGACACUCUGUUAACAUAAUCACAGACUGUAAAGGGUGCUCAGUUGGCAUCCAAAUACUUAUCACGCUAAUAAGAAGAUCCAAUCAACCUGAAGCUAUAGCCGUUGGUUAAACAAGCCAUUUUGUCAAAGACAAUAUCACCAGGACACCUGUACUAUAUCAGUAUAUUCGUAAUAGUUAGGCUACACACCCAGAACCAAUUUCUCGUUACCCGCUGAACGGAAUCAGCAUGCGAUUGUCGUCAAUCCAUCAAAACGGAAGGAUACGGUCGUAAAUUUCCAAAGUAAUUUAGGAAAACUGCUCAUUUUAUGGCACGUGGCCAGUUAAUGAGAAAUAAUAUUGUCGCAAAUCAAAUAAGCAAGGAAAAACUUUGAUAAGGAAGUUGGGUCACAAACGGUGAUGCAUUGUUAUCUGUGUUAGCGUUGCUCAUGCGACUGCUUAAUUUAGCCUUGCCUUAAAUUAGUUAAGACAUUUUUUCUCUUUUCUUCAUAAAUACAUUGAAAACGCAGUUUCAUCUUGGAUUUGAUCGGCAGAAUCAGUAAGAAAUACAUGUAACACAGACUAGUCUUUAAUCAUCAAUGAAAGAUCCUAAAUUUGGAGUUUUUUCAGCAACAUGCUUAAAUACAAAUCUUCACAUUUGGUAGGAGCUAUCCUAAUCUUACUCGUGAUGUAAGCGUAGUGCAAGGUUAAUGAUAUUCAAUCUUCAUUGAGACAUAAGCGUGUAAAAUAUCUUUUUAAUA